Tilletiopsis washingtonensis is the source of this 1374-nucleotide messenger RNA. RefSeq names its product MFS general substrate transporter. The coding region runs from base 1 to 1374 and encodes 457 amino acids. Gene Ontology annotation, biological process: transmembrane transport. NCBI's taxonomy places the organism in Eukaryota, Fungi, Basidiomycota, Exobasidiomycetes, Entylomatales. Gene Ontology annotation, molecular function: transmembrane transporter activity. The record is from RefSeq and is a predicted model, not a curated record. Gene Ontology annotation, cellular component: fungal-type vacuole membrane. The transcript is spliced from 4 exons.
AUGCCCUCGACCUCAUCUGAAGUCGAGACGCUCGGCGCUUCCGAGCGCGGCGCCGAUGCGCAUUUGGAGAAGUCCACUGCACCACCGCAGCCUGUCGCCACCGAUGCCGCCGCGCCGCCCGACGUGCCCGACGGCGGGCUGCGUGCCUGGACCGUCGUGGCGGGCGCGACGCUCACGCUCUUCUCGAGCUUCGGCGUCGUGAACAGCUACGGCGUCUUCCAGAGCUACUACAACACCAGCCGGCUCACGCAGGAAGGCGAGAGCGUGCUGGCGCUGCUGGGCGCGAUCCAGCUCGCGUGUCUCUACGGCCUCGGCCCGCUCAUCGGCAAGAUCUUCGACUCGUAUGGCUGCAGCAUCCUGAUGCCGCUCGGCAGCCUCCUCAUCGUCUUCUCGCUCAUGAUGCUGUCGAUCUGCCAGCCUGACCAGCUGUAUCAGUACUUCCUGAGCCAGGCCGUGCUGUUCGGCAUCGGCUGCGCCAUGGUCUUUACGCCUGCGCUGGCCAUCUUGGGCCACUGGUUCCGGCAUCGUCGGGGCCUUGCGCUCGGCAUUGUGGCCGGCGGCUCCUCGCUCGGCGGCGUCAUCUACCCGAUCACGCUGCAGCGCCUGCUGCCUCGCAUCGGCUUCGGCUGGGCUGUGCGCACAAUGGCGUUCAUCGACCUGGCCUGCCUCGCAUUCGCAUGCGCCACCAUGCGCACGCGACUGCCUCUCCGUCGCCAGCCUGCCAAGUCGUUCCUCAAGUUCAUCGAUGUCGGCGGCUUCCGCGAUGCCCGCUUCUGUCUAGCGACCGCGCUCGCGUUCUUCAUGUUCUACGCGCUUUUCAUUCCUUACUUCUUCAUCAAGCAAUACGCCGAGCUGCAAGGCAUGCGGCCGGGCCUGUCGCAGUACCUGCUGCCGAUCAUCAACGCCACUGGCAUCCCCUCGCGCAUCCUGCCCGGUCUGCUGGCGGACCGCAUCGGCGUGCUCAACCUGCUCAUCCCGAUGGUGCUCGGCUCCGGCGUCCUCGUGCUCGCCCUCUGGCUGCCGGCGCGCGGCGAUGCGGCCAUCAUCUGCUUUGCCGCAUUCUACGGCUUGCUGAGCGGCGGCUUCGUCUCGCUCCUGCCUGCCUACAUUGCGCGCAUCUCGCCGCAGAGCAUCUACGGCGCGCGCCUCGGCAGCGUGUACGCCUUUGUCGCGAUUGCCAACCUCGUCGGCACGCCCACGGCCGGCGCCUUUGUCAAGGCCAAGACGCAGGAGGGCUUUGCGCGCCUCAUCGGUUUCACGGGCGCCCUCGUCAUCGGCGGCGGCUGCUUCGGCGCCGUGGCGUGGUGGCUGGAAUACCGGAAAGCGAAGCGGGAGGCGCGAGAGAAGGGCGUGGAGUGGAGAUGGUACACGUGA